This is a messenger RNA of Pleuronectes platessa (European plaice), 5924 nucleotides long. It is a transcript of the gene elna, whose product is annotated as elastin a. The transcript is spliced from 57 exons. Gene Ontology annotation, molecular function: extracellular matrix structural constituent. The coding region runs from base 292 to 4347 and encodes 1351 amino acids. NCBI's taxonomy places the organism in Eukaryota, Metazoa, Chordata, Actinopteri, Pleuronectiformes, Pleuronectidae. The record is from RefSeq and is a predicted model, not a curated record.
CCUGUCUGUGUGUGCGUCUCGUACUCUCUCUCUCUUUCCUUGUUGGCAACAGCGUCUUUGCUGUUGGCAGGAGUGACCCGAAUAAAAACAGCAACACCAGACAGACGAGGAAAAAAAGCAAAGUGAUCCAGUGAACCGGAGUCAUUGCCCCCUCUUAAUUACGUAGAGUCUCACAUCUUUUCCCUUUUUUUCACCUUUUCCGCCGCUCUGUAAGACUUUGGGCUCGAGGUAAUUAGCUUGAAGAGAAUAAAACCUGCUGAUCGGGAGAGGGGUGGUGCAUUUUGGAGCGAGAUGGCUAACAGAAGCAUUCUGUUGCUCUUCUGUGGACUCUUCCUCUUAGCACUGAUUCAGCCUUCUCUACAAGGAGGUGUGUAUGUGCCACCUGGUGCUGGAAUCGGACCAGGAGGCGCUGGAGCAGGCACUGGAUUCUUUCCAGGGUCUGUUGGAGGAGUCCCUCCAGGCUAUAAACCAGCCAAAGCUGCAGGAGGUUAUGGAGGUGGAGGCUAUGGAGGUGGAGGCCAUGGAGGUGGAGGCCAUGGUGUAGGCCCAGGUGGUUUGGUGCCAGGAGGUGUUGGACCUGGUGGCCAGGCGUUUGCAGGUUAUGGAAAUUUAGGAGGAGGUGGUUUUGGAGGUGGUGGCCCUGGAGCAGGUGGUUAUGGUGGAUAUGGAGGAGGCACUGGGGGCUUUUUUCCAGGAGCUGGACAGAAAGCUGCUAAAAGAGGGACAGGAGGAACAGUGCUCGGGGCAGGAGGAGUUCCUAUAAGCACAGGAACUGGAGCUGCGUUGCCCAUUGGAGUACCUGUUAUCCCUCAGACAGGCCUUCCAGGAGGGGGAGCCGGUGGUGCGGCAGGAAAGAAAGCUUCCAAAGUGCCAGGUAUGGGUGUGCCUGGACUUUACCAAGGUGGACAAGUGCCAGGAAAAGGGUUUGGUGGACGUGGAGUUCUUCCUGGUGUGCCAAUGGGAACUGACCUGAAUCAAAAAUCAAUUGCAGGUGGAGGACAGGGAGGAGGUCAAGGACCAGGAAGCCGUGGGUAUGGUGGCCAGAUGCAACCAGGGGUGUUUCACGGAUACCCGCUCAAAUCACCACAGGUGCAAGGUGGCUAUGGAGCAAAACCUGGAGGAGGAAAACUUCCCUUUGGUUAUGGAGGCUUCGGUAACGGUGGAGCUGGACUGCCAGGAGGAACAGCUGGUUCCAAUCCUGGAUAUCCGGUUGGAACUGGAGUGGGACCAGGGGGCAUCUCACCUGCUCAGGCCAAAGCUGCCAAAUAUGGUUUGGGUGGUGGUCUAGGAGGUGUUGGCACUGGAGGUGUUGGCACUGGAGGAGUUGGGCCUGGUGGUGUUGGCGGUACUGGUGGAUUCUAUCCAGGGCUGGUGCCAGGAGGAGUGGGACCAGGGGGCCUCUCACCUGCUCAGGCCAAAGCUGCCAAAUAUGGUUUGGGAGGUGGCGGAGGAAGUGUUGGCCCUGGAGGUGUUGGCCCUGGAGGUGUUGGCCCUGGAGGUGUUAGACCUGGAGGUGUUGGCACGGGAGGAGUUGGGCCAGGUGGUGCUGGUGGUGCUGGUGGAUUCUAUCCAUGGCUGGUGCCAGGAGGAGUGGGACCAGGGGGCAUCUCACCUGCUCAGGCCAAAGCUGCCAAAUAUGGUUUGGGUGGUGGUGGAGGAGGUGUUGGCCCUGGAGGUGUUGGCCCUGGAGGUGUUGGCACUGGAGGAGUUGGGGCUGGUGGUGUUGGCGGUACUGGUGGAUUCUAUCCAGGGCUGGUUCCAGGAGGAGUGGGACCAGGGGGCAUCUCACCUGCUCAGGCCAAAGCUGCCAAAUAUGGUUUGGGUGGUGGUGGAGGAGGUGUUAGACCUGGAGGUGUUGGCACUGGAGGUGUUGGGCCUGGUGGUGUUGGUGGUGCUGGUGGAUUCUAUCCUGGGCUGUUGCCAGGAGGAGUGGGACCAGGGGGCCUCUCACCUGCUCAGGCCAAAGCUGCCAAAUAUGGUUUGGGUGGUGGUGGAGGAGGUGUUGGCCCUGGAGGUGUUGGCCCUGGAGGUGUUGGCACUGGAGGAGUUGGGGCUGGUGGUGUUGGCGGUACUGGUGGAUUCUAUCCAGGGCUGGUUCCAGGAGGAGUGGGACCAGGGGGCAUCUCACCUGCUCAGGCCAAAGCUGCCAAAUAUGGUUUGGGUGGUGGUGGAGGAGGUGUUGGCCCUGGAGGUGUUGGCCCUGGAGGUGUUGGCCCUGGAGGUGUUGGGCCUGGUGGUGUUGGUGGUGCUGGUGGAUUCUAUCCAGGUCUGGUGCCAGGAGGAGUGGGACCAGGGGGCCUCUCACCUGCUCAGGCCAAAGCGGCCAAAUAUGGUUUGGGUGGUGGUGGAGGAGGUGUUGGCACUGGAGGUGUUGGCCCUGGAGGUGUUGGCCCUGGAGGUGUUGGCCCUGGAGGUGUUGGCACUGGAGGUGUUGGUGGUACUGGUGGAUUCUAUCCAGGGCUGGUGCCAGGAGCAGGAUAUGGGGCUGCGGCCAAGGCUGCUAAAUAUGGGAUAGGACAAUUAGGAACAGGAGGACAAUUUGGAACGGGAGGACAAUUUGGAACGGGAGGACAAUUUGGAACUGGACGGCAAAUCGGAACUGGAGGACAACUCGGAACUGGAGGACAAUUAGGAACAGGGGGAUACUCUUCUGCUGCCAAAGCUGCUAAAUAUGGAGCACUGGGAGGAGCCGGACGACUGGGAGGUGGAGGGGGACUGGGUGGAGCAGGAGGACUUGGAGGUGGAGGAGGACUGGGAGGUGGAGGAUACCCUGCUGCAGCAGCUGCUGCUGCUAAAGCUGCUAAGUAUGGGGCACUGGGAGGUGCAGGAGGACUGGGAGGCGCAGGAGGACUAGGAGGAGCCGGAAGACUGGGAGGAGCAGGAGGACUGGGGGGUGGAGGAUACCCUUCUGCAGCAGCUGCUGCUGCUAAAGCUGCUAAAUAUGGGGCACUGGGAGGCGCAGGUGGACUGGGUGGAACAGGACAAGUUGGCCCGGGAGGACUUGGAGGUGCAGGAGGAUACUCUGCCGCUGCCAAAGCUGCUAAAUAUGGAGCACUGGGAGGAGCAGGAGGACUGGGAGGUGGAGGAUACCCUGCUGCUGCAGCUGCUGCUGCUAAAGCUGCUAAAUAUGGUGCAGGAAGUGGUGUUGCUGGAGGUGCAGGAGGAGUUCCUGGAUUCCCACUCUUACCAGGAUAUGGAUCUUUAGCAACUGGUGCCAAUCCUCCACAAUAUGGAGUGGCAGGAGGAGGACAAGCAGGAGGUAGACUUCCAGGAGGAGCAGGACAGAUACUACCUGGUUUUGGCAGUUACGGUGGUUAUGGUGCUGGUGCUGGAGUCAAACCCCCGAAAUAUGGAGGAGCAGGGGCAGGGUUAGGAGCAGGAGCAGGGUUAGGAGCUGGAGGAUUUGAUGGGACAGGAGGAGCAGGAGGAGUAAUACCCGGGGCAGGUGGCCAAUACUCUGCUGCUUCAAAAGCAGCUAAAUACGGAGGCAUCACUGGAGUAGGACUUGGUGGUGUGCCAGGAGCUACUCCAGAUACAGCCAUCAGAGGUGUUCCAGAUGGUUCUGCUGUUGUGUCACCUGGUGGGACUCUAAAACCAGAAAAGGAUUUUUUUCCUGGUGGAACUGCUGGACCAGAGCUCACGGCUAUUAAUGCAACUGGCAAGGCCCCAGAGGUCCAGCAGCCCAUUUCUGGUGGAAUUUCCCAGCCUAAUGCUGGCACAAGCGUUGGUGGAACAGGUGUUGGAGCACCCCCUGCUGUUGCACCUGGAGUCCAACAACCCGGAGGUUUUCCUGUUGGCACUGGUGUCAAAGCCCCAAAACCGUUUUUCCCAGGUGCUGGAGGUGGAUAUCCCUAUGGUGGAACAUAUGGAGCUGGCGGAGGAGCCGGAGGCAGAGUUGGAAUCCCACUGGCAGCAGGAACUUAUCCAGGGGGAUACAGUCCAUAUCAUCAUGGUUAUGGACAGGCAGGUGGGUUGACGUAUCCCUCAGGAGUUGGACUGGGAGGUGCUGGUGGUGGAGGUAAAGGCCCCAAACCAGGCUAUGGGAAUCUUGGAGUUGGUGGUGCUGGAUAUCAGCCACAAGGAGUGGCUCCUGUAGCUCCGGGUUAUGGAGGUGGUUACCCACAGCAGAACUACCAAGGUGGAUACGCACCAGCCCAACUGACUCCUCAACAAGGUGGAUACGUACCAGCCCCACUGACUCCUCAACAAGCCAAAGCAGCAAAGUACGGUCCACUGCAGAGAUUCUUAGGUGGAGCAGGAGGAGCAGCAGGAGGAGCAGCAGGAGGAGGCGUCUACAGAGGUGGAGUCGCAGGAUGCCAGGGCAAAUACUGCGGGAGGAGGAAGUAGAGGAUCUCUUGAGAUCCAGUGUGACCUCAAGAAAACUAUGGUGCUACUGCAUGAUUGAGAAUGUACAUUUUAUAUACCAACAAACCCCCAUUAGACAAUGUGUAAAGAUGAUUGUUGCAUUGACCUGACGUCAGUGUCUGUUUUUAUACAAACCCACCGACCCACAGUCUCGUACACGUUCUAAUGUGACGUAUUGAUAGUCAUUGUUCGUGCCUUUAAUCAUGAAUGUGGUCACGUUAUUCAGCUUUAACUUCCUGUACUCCACCAAGCUACGUAGAAUACAACGUUUUUUGUGUCACCUUGUGUUGUAAUGUCUGCGUGUGUGUGUGUGUGUGUUUGUGUGUGUGUGUGUGUGUGUGUGUGUGUGUGUGUGUGUGUCUGUUCAGUGUUGUUUUGGCAUAUGGUUGUACUGUUGUGCUAAAGACUGUCUGAACCAUCGUCUGUUGUUGUGACCUACCAACGAUUUCCCUCUCGGGUUUUUAAUCCUAAAGCAAGGUGAUCUGUCCUCAGUGUGGCACAGAUCUUCUCUCUGACAUAUCACAGGGGCUGGGUUGGUCUGGGGCUCGUCCAAAAAAACUGAAAUCUGGCCAAUCCCAGCGUCGUCUCUGGCUCCCCGUCUUUCCUUCGCUGCUAUUUUUAGGCCUGCUGGGUAAGAGCUGCGGGAAUCGGGGCUCCGGCCAAACCAUCUGCUCACAGUAACUUUGCUGAGUCUUGUUGCUAUGCAGUUCAGUUUUCUCAGCAUUUUUAAUGUUGCCAAAACUUGUGAUGUAUGAAGAGCAGCUGCUGCUCUGAGGAAAAGUGCUGAAGACAAUGAAAAAUGUUAGUUAAUUACAGAAUGUUUAAAAAAAAAAAACGAAAGCAAAGUGUUGCCUUUUAGUUCCAAGAAGAAUAAAACCAUUCAGAUGCUACUCUGUCAUGUACAUUUAUGUAUGAAUGUAUGAAAGCUUCAGAAGUAACGUGUCGCUGUCCUAACGUCUGGGACAGAGUCUGCUUCACAUGUUUAGUCCCAUCGCAGCACUUAUCUACAUUUACCUAACUUUGUCAUUACAUGAUUACCAAAGAUUAUUUUGCACCAUGUUUUUGACCCAUAGCUUUAUUGUUAUCAGGAAUAUGUGACCAAGAACAAACCCUUGCUUUUUGCAUUUACUGUUAAGAACUGUAAGACUUGGUUUGACAGGAGCGCCCACAGUGUGUCAACGUGAGGCACGAGCACCUGUUGUUCUUCAUUUACUUGAGCUGCUUUUAAAAAGGCUUUACUGACCAAAGGUUCAUGAGCGCUGUUUGCCAAGUGACCCAUCUUUUUUUGUGUGUAACUGUGUACUGUAUUUUGUACUAAUUUGAUGUUAGCUGGCUUCAGCAGCUCUGCUCGGUGCUGUGUGAGAACUGUCUUUGAGCCUCGCAGGGUCAGACCUUGUCUUAUGUGCCGUGAGAUACUCUUCAUCUUUAUUUAAAACAGUUUUUUUAUGAGGAGGAACAGUAUGGUUUUUGCACUUUUUUUUUAUAUUUCCAUGACACACAUGUGACUUCCUGGCAUUUUAUUUGCUUCAUUAAACAACAAAAUAAAAGGUGUUUAAAUA